AUGAGCUGGUAUUACGAGAAAGUGAUCACAUAUCACGUGGAUCGUGGCGAGUAUGGUGCUGCAAUUGAGUUGCUACGCAGCGUGGAGACGUCUAAGGUGGAGGAGCUCUGGUACAAGUAUUCCCCCGAGCUGAUCAUCCACAAGCCGAAAGAAGUGUACGAGGCCUGGCUUGAGGCUGCCACGUUGAACCCGACACGUCUUAUCCCGUCCAUCGUGCGUCAUGUGCACCAGAAGAGCGGCGUGGGUGGCAAUCCAACUAGCAACACCACCAAGAACCGCUCAGUGUUGGAUAUGGCUAUCCGGUUCCUGAAGUUUGCCAUUAAACAGGGCAACCGGGACCCUACUAUCCACAACUACUUGUUGUUCUUGUUGGCAAAGCAUCCGGACGAGCGCUUGCUCAUCAGCUUCUUGCGCAAGAAACACAAUGGCAAGCAUCUAUUCGACAUUGCCUUUGCUUUACGUCUUUGCACGCAGAACGAGAAGAACCGCGCGUGUAUCUACAUCUACUCGGCCAUGGGACUGUAUCAGGACGCGGUGGAGAAGGCACUUCAAGUGGAUGUGAAGAUUGCGAAAGAAAUGGCCAGCAUGCCCGAGGAUGACGAGACUCGUAAGAAACUGUGGACGUUGAUUGCCAAGCACACAAUUGAUGCCGGUGGUGAGAUUAAGGACGCCAUGAACAUCCUGAAAGAAAGUGGCUUGCUGAAAAUCGAAGACAUCCUGCCUUUCUUCCCCGAUUUCGUGCUCAUCAACGACUUCAAGAAGGAGAUUUGCGAGUCUCUCGAGGUUUACAAUGACCGUAUCGAACAGCUGAAGGAAGAGAUGCAGGACUACACACAGUCCGCCGAGUUGAUCCGCGCUGACAUGCAGAAGCUACGCAAGCGAUGCGCCGUUGUAUCAGGCAACCAACGCUGCGAACUUACUGGUCAAAAUAUCCUGGGUAAGGAGUUCUAUCUCUUCCCGUGCUCUCAUGCUUUCCACGCUGGUGCGUUGCGUCAGGAGAUGCAGAAACAUUUGAACAGUUUCCAGCGCCAGACAGUGAAGCAGCUGAUCCAGAAGCUCAAUGAGCUGUCCACAGAGAUGCCUACCAGCACUAAUUUCUUCCAGAGACCGCUGGCUGCUUUCUCAUUCCUGAACUUGUCGUCCAGCGAGAAGGAAGUCAUGACUCCUGGAGCUGAAGGAGGCAGUGCUGCGACGGCUAAGGCCAAGAAUGCCGCGAAGGAGCAGUCUAUUGCACAGGAGCGCGAGAUGGUGCAACAGAAGCUGGACGAGAUCAUCGCGUCCGAGUGCAUCUUCUGCGGUGAGGUUAUGAUCAAGUCCAUCCACACUCCUUUCAUCACACCAGAAGACGAGGCCAAUGAGGGCAGCGAAUGGACCAUUUAA
Phytophthora nicotianae INRA-310 is the source of this 1380-nucleotide messenger RNA. RefSeq lists its product as hypothetical. The coding region runs from base 1 to 1380 and encodes 459 amino acids. The transcript is spliced from 2 exons. The record is from RefSeq and is a predicted model, not a curated record. Gene Ontology annotation, biological process: endosome organization; vesicle-mediated transport; organelle fusion. Gene Ontology annotation, molecular function: protein-macromolecule adaptor activity. Lineage: Eukaryota; Oomycota; Peronosporomycetes; Peronosporales; Peronosporaceae. Gene Ontology annotation, cellular component: endosome; HOPS complex.